Molecule: messenger RNA, 8155 nt
Organism: Pteropus alecto (black flying fox)
Lineage: Eukaryota; Metazoa; Chordata; Mammalia; Chiroptera; Pteropodidae
Gene: PDZD2
Product: PDZ domain containing 2
Exons: 24
Coding region: 124-8076 (2650 amino acids)
Molecular function (GO): protein binding
Source: RefSeq, a predicted model, not a curated record
CUGCUCCCCGCCGACGCUCCACGGGAGGCCGGGGCACUCCGGAGCGCCCCCCGAAGAAGGUGACUUCAAGACUGAAGUUACCUGGCUGAGCAGUGCUGGAAUGGCGGCUUUAUCUACCUGAUCAUGCUGCGUCGCUUCAAGCACAAAGUCCAUUCUCCUUAUAAUGGCAACAGUAGCAACAGCUCUGAACCAGGAGAGGCGCCGACCUUGGAGCUGGGUGACCGAACUGUGAAAAAGGGGAAAAGAGCAAGAAAGUUUGGGGUCAUUUCCAGGCCUUCUACACACAAGGCCACUGAGGAAUCCAAGAACAACACUGGCUGUGAGUUGGACAAUGACUCCAUCUCUGAGCUAGACAAUGGCCCAGACCCUGAACUUGGAAAUGGUCAUGCCUUCGAACUAGAAAAUGGCCCAGAUUCUGUCAAGGAGGUGGCUGGCACCCAUCUAGACAAGUCAGAAGUGGACAAAGAGACAGAGCAUAGAGUUCCAAAGACAGAUGCUCUUCUGCCCACAGGCAAUGAUAAACGCCGCUUCUCAAAAUCUGGGAAGACAGACUUUCAAUCAAGUGACUGCCUAGCACGGGAGGAAGUUGGCCGGAUAUGGAAGAUGGAGCUGCUGAAAGAGUCGGAUGGGCUGGGAAUUCAGGUUAGUGGAGGCCGAGGAUCAAAGCGCUCACCUCACGCUAUCGUUGUCACUCAAGUGAAGGAAGGAGGUGCUGCUCACAGGGAUGGCAGACUGUCCUUAGGAGAUGAGCUGCUGGUAAUCAAUGGCCACUUACUGGUGGGGCUCUCUCAUGAAGAAGCUGUGGCCAUUCUUCGCUCAGCUACUGGGAUGGUUCAGCUGGUCGUGGCCAGCAAGGAAACCUCUGCAGAGGACCUACUGAGGUUAACAUCUAAGAGUCUGCCUGACCUGACCAGCUCAGUAGAGGACGUGUCCUCUUGGACCGACAACGAAGAACAGGAGCCAGAGGGGGACGAGGACGAAGGAACCGGCUCGUCCGCCAUCCAGGGAGCAAUCCCUCGGGCAGAUGAACCCCAAGAUUCGUGUGGCUCUGAGGAUUCCAAAGGAAGCCUGGAAAGUCCCAAACAGGGCAGCAGUAAAAUGAAGCUCAAGAGUCGUCUUUCAGGGGGUGUACACCGUCUAGAGUCUGUUGAAGAAUAUAAUGAGCUGAUGGUGCGAAAUGGGGACCCCCGGGCCAGGAUGUUGGAGGUCUCCCGAGACGGCAGAAAGCACUCUCUUCCCCAGCUACUGGACUCGAGCACAGCACAGGAAUACCACAUCGUGAAGAAGUCCACCCGCUCCCUAAGCACCACGCAGGUGGAGUCUCCAUGGAGACUCAUUCGGCCGUCGGUCAUCUCUAUCAUCGGACUGUACAAAGAAAAAGGCAAGGGCCUUGGUUUUAGCAUUGCUGGUGGUCGAGACUGCAUCCGAGGACAGAUGGGGAUUUUUGUCAAGACCAUUUUCCCAAAUGGAUCAGCUGCAGAGGAUGGAAGACUUAAAGAAGGGGAUGAAAUCCUAGAUGUAAAUGGAAUACCAAUAAAGGGCUUGACGUUUCAAGAAGCUAUUCAUACUUUUAAGCAAAUCCGGAGUGGAUUAUUUGUCUUAACGGUACGCACGAAGUUACUGAGCCCGAGCCUCACACCCUGUUCGACACCCACACACAUGAGCAGAUCCAGCUCCCCAAACUUCAAUGCCAGCGGGGGAACCUCAGCAGUAGGCUCAGAUGAAAGCAGUUCUUCCUCUCUGGGUCGGAAGGCCCCUGGGCCCAAGGAUAGAAUUGUCAUGGAAGUAACGCUCAACAAAGAGCCCAGAGUUGGCUUGGGCAUUGGUGCCUGCUGCCUCGCCCUGGAAAACAGCCCUCCGGGCAUCUACAUUCACAGCCUUGCCCCAGGGUCAGUGGCCAAGAUGGAGAGCAAUCUGAGCCGUGGAGAUCAAAUCCUGGAAGUGAACUCCGUUAACGUUCGCCAUGCUGCUUUAAGCAAAGUCCACGCCAUCUUGAGCAAAUGCCCCCCAGGACCCGUUCGUCUUGUCAUCGGUCGGCACCCCAAUCCAAAGGUUUCUGAGCAGGAAAUGGAUGAAGUGAUAGCACGCAGCACUUACCAGGAGAGCAAAGAAGCCAACUCCUCUCCUGGCUUAGGUACCCCCUUGAAGAGUCCCUCUCUUGGAAAAAAGGACUCCCUGAUCUCCGAGUCUGAACUCUCCCAGUACUUUGUCCAAGAUGUCCCAGGCCCCUUGACGGAUUUCGUGGUGGCAGGCUCCGAGGACGAGGAUCACACGGGAAGUGGCUGCAGCACGUCCGAGGACGGCAGCCUGCCGCCCAGCGCCUCCACUCACAAGGAACCAGGAAAAGCCAGAGCCAACAGCCUUGUGUCUCUGGGAAGCCAGCGGGGCUCUGGGCUCUUCCACAAGCAAGUGACAGUUGCCAGACAAACCAGUCUCCCUGGAAGCCCACAGGUCCUCCGAAACCCUCUCCUCCGCCAGAGGAGAGUGGGCUGCUAUGAUGGCGACGAUGCCAGCGAUGAAGAAGAGUUCGAUGGCGAAGGGGACUGUGUUUCCCUCCCAGGGACCCUCCCGGGUCCCAGCAGGCCUCUGACAGAGGACAACUCUAGGCCUAUCUUAACGACUUCUAUCAAGGUCAUGGGUAUGAAUAACCAAGAGGCACAUCCCCAGAAAACACUGGUCAGCAAGGCCUCCUCAGUGCCUCUCCUUGGCAGCUCAUUGGACUUGGAGGAGACUGUUCUAAGGGGCGUGGGGAACACUCCUUCCCAUGCAGCUAACCUGCUGGCCUCUGCAGAGGCCCACAAGGGUGGCUCUGGCUGCUUGGGGAGGAAGGAACUAUCAGGAUCAAGGAGUUCACCCAAACUGGAAUAUAAAUAUGGUACUCAAAGCCUGGUGAGCACAGACAGCCCCAGGUCCCCCCAGCAGAAGAAUGAAAGCCUAGGGUCUAGGCACAAACCAGUGGCCAGGGUCAGCCCACACUGCAAGAGGCCGGAGGCUGAGGCCAGGCCCAGUGGCUCAGAGAGAGUAAACCCGACUGAUGGAGCUAAUGACUCAUGCGGUCUGGACUCUAAAAUCCAGGCCACUUCAGUCCAAGUGACCGUGACUGAUUUUCAGCCAGAUGGAACUGUGGAGAAGGAAUCUCUGGGAAAGCUGACCACUGGUGACGGGCCCCACCCAGGUCCUGGCCACCUCACAGAGAACCGGUCCGAAGCUGCACUGGACCGGGGGCAACAACCCAGGACAGGACUGGACGGUUCCCAAGACCUCAUUCCUUCCCCAAGGCAGAAAGGGACAGCUUACCCUGACCCCAGCGAGACCUCAGUAGACACAGGGCAAGCGAAGCAGCCUGAGGACCCUGGAGAGCCAGCGUUACCCAGGGUCCCCAAGUGUGAGGACAGAAGUCAUGUCGGCCUCUCCCGGGAGCACAGCAUAACCCCAGGGAAGAUGGCAAUCGCUCAUCCGGAGCUCAGCACAACUCGAGCAGCCCCAGAAGCCAGCUCCUGUGACACCCCCAGCAAGGCCGCUGUCCUCUCACGAGACCCCCUCCUAGCCCAGGAGGAGAGACAAGGAGUUCCAGGUGAUGACAGCAAAGCUCAGCACCCAACAGGCCUCCUCAUAGCUGAAAACUCCCAAGAGCCUGCUCUGCUCAAGGGAACAGACUCUGGGUCCGAGAUGGCACCGCGGGCCAGCCCGUCCCUGCUGUCACCCAUUGACAAGGCCAAACAGGUGGCGUGUGGCGGUGUCUCAGGGCACUGCUGCUCCGGGGAAGGUGGAGUGGGCCCUGUGACUGACAUCGACGGACUCAUCAAGGAACUGGAUGCUUCUGAAGCAAGCCUGCCGUCUCUUCAGACAGGAGACCGGGCAAGUCAAGAGGGCAGUUCUUGGGGUCAGCUUCCAAUGGGAGCUGGAGGUGGAAGUUCCCGCAGCACCGAACCCGUCACGGAGAACCAGACCCCCACCCCGAGGAGGGCCUGGGCUGCUGGCCCUCCCCCGCCCCCACAGUGGACCUCCCAGCCUUCAGUUUUAGAUUCAAUUAAUCCUGACAAACAUUUUACUGUGAACAAAAACUUUUUGAGCAACUACUCUAGAAAUUUUAGCAGUUUUCACGAAGACAGUACAUCCCUGUCAGGCCUGGGUGACAGCACAGAGCCGUCUCUCUCAUCCAUGUACGGUGAUGCCGAGGACUCGUCUUCUGACCCCGAGUCACUCACUGAAGCCCCACGAGCUUCUGCCAGGGACAACUGGUCACCUCCUCGUUCUCAUGGUUCUUCUCACAAGCAAGAAACUUCGGAGUCUGAGGAGGAGCAAGUUGAAAUUUGUUCCGCAGACGGUUCCGCCAAUCCACCCUCGACAGCUGCUCAUGUGCAGGGCCAGGCCACGCCCUGCCCUGCGCUGGCCAGAGGUCCGCCACCAAGGCACAGUGCUCGGAGUGAAGCGGCAAGAAGUCCCUGUGCCAGAGGCUCCUUCAUGCCAGGAGCCUCGUGCCCUUCCAUCCCAAGCCCCUCCCAGCCACUCUCCCUCUUGGAUAUAAGGUCUCACGGGCAUGAACCGCACACGGACCUAAGGACCACACAGAACCACAGGCCCUCGUGGGAAGAAGCAGCUACGGAAGCCACCAGCGCUAGCUCAGCUGUGGACAACGGCCAGCCUUCUAGAGUCACCAGGCAUUUUCACGACCCCCCGGUCACUGUCAGCAAUCCUAACCUGGUAAAUGGUUUGGAACAUGCCUUGUUGGAUGGUGACACCCCAAAUAAAAAACAAGAAACAAAUGUGAACACAACGGAAAAUCAGUCCUCCCUAAGUGUGGGUGCCCCUAAGGGGGACACUGUUUUGGCAAACUUGCACAUCUCCACGAGUCAAGACCUGGAUGAUUUGCUACGAAAACCAAAAAUGACCUCCAGGAGGCCCAUCAUGGCCUGGUUUAAAGAAAUCAAUAAAAGUAACCAAGGUACGCCUUUGCAGAGCAGAACUGAGAAGGGACAACCCGUGCUGCCCACCAGAAGCCUUGACUCCAAGUGUCAGGUGUUGAGCACAAGCCACAAAAAGGGGGUUGCUGUGCCUAACAGCCCCCCUCAGCUGAAACUGAAUCUUGAAAAUAAAGAUCCGCCUAAAAAGAGUCCAGUGGAAACACUUUUAAGUAACUGUCAGAAACCCAAAUCCGGUGCUAAGCUGAAGAGACUGAGCAUCAAAAGCAAAAGUAAAGGCAGCUCCGAGGCCCUUGCCGCCAAUAUGCCUAAGGCGGGCGGGGCAGACCACAGGAAAUCCCUCGUUUCGCCCCAGACCUCCCACAAAGUGCUUCCUAAGGGAGCGUCACACCGGCUCCACAUAGCUGACCAUGAAGACCCCGACAAAAACGCCACAGCCGCCAUCAAGCCUCCCCAGUGUGUGCUGGAGAGCAAGCCACCCCCUGCAGCCUCAGGGUCCCUGAGGCUGUCAGCAUCAGACACGAGCCUCAGACCGUUCAUUCCGCCCCUGACGUCCCCCAAGACUCUUCCUGAGCAAGGUGCAGGUAGUAGGUUCCAGACGGCUGUCCACUCCGAAUCCGACAGAGGAUGCUCGGCCACCCCCAGAUCUCCCAAAUGUGAACCAGAGAGCAAGGCGUCCCCCACGGCCUCAGGGACAGGUCCCACAGCCUCCAAGAGUAGCCUGUCCAUAGCAGUGGACAAACAGGAGCUCCCGUCUCCCGGGCAAGGCCAGAAGCAGGCCAGCCAAACAGAGUUGGUCCCAGAAGCAGCCCCAUCAGGGGUGACUGGUGACAGAGGAAGCAAAACAAUUGCUAGCGAUCCCCUAGAAAGAAUAAACCAGCUGAAAAUAGUUGAAAUUCCUUCUGAAAGAAUGCCAAAGAAUGCAAGUGGUGACAAGCCAGCUGAAAGUGACAGACAGGGAGGGUUCUUGGCCCAGGGCAACUGUCAGGAGAAGAGUGAAAUCAGACCCUGUCACCAGCCGGUGGAAUCGUCCUCAUAUCAUCCGUCCUCGUUCACGUCUUGUGCCUCCCAGGUGGAGCCAGAAAUGCAGCGAUCUCUCAGCGUGGCUAAACUGGCCUCUUCCUCCUCCUCCCCCCAGCUGCCGGCCAGAAAGGCAGAUGCCUCCCUGGGAAGGUCGAGCCAGAUGUCAGACUCCCCAGGGACACCCAGGAACAGCACACCAGCGGCCCCAGUGCUGGACGACCAUUCCUAUUUCACGCCAAGGCCAGCGACCAGGACCUACUCCAUGCCAGCCCAGUUCUCCAGCCAUUUUGGACGGGAGGGGCCUACCCUACACAGCCCCGGUCGCUCUCAUCGAGACAGCCAGAUGCCUGCGACAAGCGGUGGCCUCCCUGAAGCCAAGGCGUCCAGAGGCAGCGCUCUCGGCCUGGUCAAUGGACCGGGUGUGUACAGCGUGAAGCCCCUGCUGGAGACGGUGAGGAACCUUCCAAUGACAGACGAAGGGGAUGUCCUUUCCGAGCAGGAAACACGCUGCCUCGUCACAGACAAAAUCAGAGUUACCAGGAGACAUUACUACUCUGAGCAGAACUGGCCCCAUGAAUCUACCUCAUUUUUCUCUGUGAAGCAGAGAAUCAAAUCCUUUGAGAACCUGGCCAAUUCUGACCGGCCUGUGGGCAAGUCCGGGGCUUCGCCCUUUUUGUCUGUGAGCUCCAAGCCUCCCAUUGGGCGACGGUCGUCGGGCAGCGUGGCUUCGGGGAGCCUCAGCCAUCUGGGCGACCCCACAGCAAGGUCUCUGAGACGCAGCCUGAGUUCCUGCAGUGAAAGCCAAAGUGAAGCCACCACCCUCAUCCCCCAGAUGACCAAGUCCCCAUCCAGCAUGAUGCUAACGGUCUCCCGGCAAAAUCUGGUGGAGGCCACCAACAAGGGCCCUGCUCCAGACCCAAAGAAAACACUUGGACCUUCCGGAAUCCCCACCCCAGUGGUGACCCCGGCCUCUCCCAUCAAGAAGAACAAGUCCUCCGUGCGCCACACGCAGCCCUCGCCCCUGUCCCGCUCUAAGCUCCAGGAACUGCGAGCCUUGAGUAUGCCCGACCUCGACAAACUCCACGGCGAGGACUUCUCAGCAGAGCCGACAGCCGUACUCUUCAAAACCGAGCUGGAAAUCGUGCCCAGGAGGUCACUUGGCUCCCCUGCUAGAAGCCUCAAUGGGUCCCCUGCCUUUUCGUGUCCCAUGAAGGGGGCAGACAGGGCCUGUCCAGGGGGAAGCAGACCUAAAGCCAGUGAGCCUGGAGCGGCCAGUUCAGCCAACGAUGUGGGUGAAACCACCCAGGAUCUGCCUUCCAGAAAAAGCUGGUCAGUUAACUUGGAUCAGCUUCUAGUCUCGGCGGGGGACCAGCAGAGGUUGCAGUCAGUUUUGUCAUCGGUGGGGUCAAAAUGUACCGUCCUCACUCUCAUUCAGGAAGCGGAAGCACAAUCAGAGAAUAAAGAUGUUUGCUUCACAGUCUUGACUAAAAAAGAAGGCUCAGGUCUGGGAUUCAGUGUGGCAGGAGGGACAGAUGUGGAGCCAAAAUCAAUUGUGGUCCACAGGGUGUUUUCUCAGGGGGCAGCUUCUCAGGAAGGGACCGUGAGCCGAGGGGAUGUCCUUCUGUCGGUCAAUGGCGUCCCAUUGGCUGGCCUUGCCCAUGGGGAUGUCCUGAAGGUCCUGCACCAGGCACAGCUGCACAAAGAUGUCCUCAUGGUCAUUAGGAGAGGAGGUGACCAGCCCAGGCCUUCCUCCAGGCAGGAGCCGCCCAUAGACGAAAGGAAGAGCUCGCUGUCCAAAAGGGCCAUUCCCCCGGAGCCUGGAAUGGGGAGAGGCAUGGCUGUAGCACCAGACGCUCUGUGUGUUGAAGUGCUGAAGACCUCAGCUGGGCUGGGCCUGAGUCUGGAUGGAGGAAAGUCCUCUAUGGCCGGAGACGGGCCCCUGUUUGUUAAGAGAGUGUACAAAGGUGGUGCAGCUGAACAAGCAGGAACGAUAGAAGCUGGAGAUGAAAUUCUAGCCAUUAAUGGGAAACCCCUGGUUGGGCUCAUGCACUUUGACGCCUGGAAUAUUAUGAAGUCUGUUCCGGAAGGACCUGUGCAGUUAGUAAUUAGAAAGCAUAGGAAUUCUUCAUGAAACAAGCGCUAGUAAGGAUACUCACAUUUUUAAAAAUAAGAAUCUCCUGUUCUCAGUUCUCUUCUUGCUUUAGCAAAUC